Molecule: messenger RNA, 1212 nt
Organism: Acanthaster planci (crown-of-thorns starfish)
Lineage: Eukaryota; Metazoa; Echinodermata; Asteroidea; Valvatida; Acanthasteridae
Source: RefSeq, a predicted model, not a curated record
GUUCUGGCCUACAUAUACCAGGUGUAGAAUCCAUGCGUUGUAUGGAGGCGCCGUAAGCGCGCGUGAAAUAUCGGUCAGCUAGACAAGCACGAACAGCGUGAAGUGAUGAUGAUAAUAGUUAAUAGGGCCUAUAUUUAUGAAUAUAUUGAGAUUUCUGGCCUGAAUACCCAACGAAAACAAUCGUGUUCACCAUGAAGUUUACAGAGCUCAACACUGGAAUAAAGAUGCCACUGUUUGGCUUAGGAACUUACGGAUUGGUUGGCCAUGAUGUUUUGUACAACGCCCUCGAUGCUGCACUCAAGUCAGGCUAUAGAUUAAUAGACACCGCAGCCGUCUACAAGAAUGAGAAGGACAUUGGGGAUUGCUUGAGGGAGCUUUUACCUAAACAUGGCUUGAGCCGAGACGACUUGUUCCUGGAGACCAAACUUGACACCAAAGACCAUGGUUUAGAGGAGGCUUACUCAGCGUGUCUGGCAUCCUUGGAGAAGCUGCAGACAGAUUACUUGGAUCUUUACAUCAUCCACUGGCCAGCCAAAUCCAAGAUCAAAUCAGAUGACCCAAGACACGCUGGCUUCCGCAAAGACUCGUGGACAGCUCUGGAAAAACUGUACAAAGAAGGUAAAGUCAGGAAUAUCGGUAUCUCCAAUUACACACUCAAGCAUCUGAAGGAGAUGGCGUCUUAUACCACGAUACAACCUGCUGUCUUGCAAGUGGAGUAUCAUCCAUUUUACAUUCAGACAGACCUGCUACAAUGGUGCCAGGCUAACAACGUACACCUGCAGACCUACAGGUCACUUGGAAAGAGUAAGCUAUUAUCGGAGCCUGUGGUAGUGACCAUCGCAGAGCGGACCAACAAGACUCCAGCUCAGGUGCUACUCCAGUGGGCAUUGCAGCAGGACCUGGGUAGGUGGACUUCCAGACAGCUCGCUAAACUAAUCUGCGUAAUCCCACAAUCGACCAAUCCAGAUCACAUUGCUGAAAAUAUUGACAUCUUUGAGCAUGGUGACAAUUGGCUCACAGAGGAAGAUAUGCUCAACAUCUCAGACCUUCACUGUGGAGAAAAAUUUUGCUGGGAUCCAUCAGUUGUUCCUUGAAGCAGGGGCCCAAUAUUGUAUCUUUGAGGAGUUCUUCCAAAAUCUGGAACAGCGAAGCACAUCGAGGACAAUAUGGCCUCGGUCCAUCUAGAGCCACUGAUGUCGGCUGACAUGGACG